Molecule: messenger RNA, 1355 nt
Organism: Polypterus senegalus (gray bichir)
Lineage: Eukaryota; Metazoa; Chordata; Cladistia; Polypteriformes; Polypteridae
Exons: 2
Coding region: 738-1355 (205 amino acids)
Source: RefSeq, a predicted model, not a curated record
GGUAUUCAAUGGCUGCCCUUCACCCACACUGUGAGGACCCUAAGAACUCCUUCUACCUCCUGGGUCACGUUGCAUUGGCAGACUACCAGCUGCAUGACCCCCAGUCCAGGUAUCCCACUGGGUAGCGUGGUAUUUAGAUGGUGGUCUCCAUCCAUCCGUCUACUUUUGCGUUUUCUCCUCGCUUAUCCCAUCUGCAGAGAGCUGACCGGCCCUGAGGCCCACGCUGGACAGAUGGCUGCUCUGGCUGUAGAAGUGUAUCCAAGCCCAGGCUUUCUUUACCCGCUGAGCGACUCUCUUUUAGUGACCCAGUGGGCGCUGUGCCACUUGACUUGUCCAGGCUGACCACACACAUGCCCUCUGUCAUUUUGGUGGUGGCUUUGCCUCCUUGUCACACCUGUGCCGCUUUAAAACUAAAAUGGCUGGUGUGUGUGUGUGUCGGACACAUGGCAGUUGGCUUGGUGCCAGUCUACAGAUAUAGCGCCUUUUCUUACCUCAGACCCAGAAGUGGUGCGAACGACAGGCUGUGGAGCAGCUGGUGUUUUCCUCACCCCUUAAGCCCCCCAUCUGGCACUCGGGCACUAAUCCACUCAGCCGGCCGCCUGGCCUUCUGUUGACUGCGUGCCUCAUCAGGGCACUGGAAGCCGCGUCACAACACCUCGCUAAUCCCACUUGACACCUCAACAGAAGGAGUGGCGAUCAGCCGGUCAGUCACGCCAGCAGGAGCCCACCGAGCGGUCAUGCCAUACCGAAGAAACGCCGCCCAGCAGCACAGAGGCUACAGCCGGCGCUGGAUGGGGCACAAGAGGUCCAACAGCACCAGUGUCUGCAAGCUGCCCAGCAUCCCCGAGUACCCGGGCUUCCAGGACAUGCAGGCUUACAGGAGUCUGCCCGGCAGCACUCCUUCCAGUCCGGUGGUCUCCGUGCGGCCAGCAAAGCGAAAUUCCUUUCCGUUCCCGAAGGUCGAGACGGCUUCCCCCGUUGAAAAUCUGGUCCACAGGAGCCUGCUGUUCCAGCAAGAGUUUGGCAGGUCUCAGGUGUGGGGGGGCUUCCAGGACAAGACCAUGGAAGACUACUUCAAUGAAAGGCUAGUGGAGCUGAAGAACCUGGAGAGCCGGCGCUGGCCGAGCUCCACUAUGGGGGUAUCGGGACCCCGGCACUGCAGCCGGGUGAGGCGCCGUAAUAGCUGCAGUGACCUCCGGGUGGGCGGCGCCGUCAAGGCCUGUAAGGGUCCCAUGAAAGGCUGCGAGGGGGCGAUGAAGUCCUACAGCAUGCUGGAUUUCUACAAAUGGUGCCGAAGUGACUGCUGGAAUAAGCUGGCACAGGGCAUCACCAGCUGGCGCGUCUUCAAGUCGUGA